AUGUAAUAAAUAAUUUCUGUCGAGAAUGAUGAUUUCUUUUUUUUAAUUAAUUAAAACAUCUUUUAUGAUGCAGAUAUUGAAAUUGUUUUAUUUGAGGUUUUCCUUCAAUUUUCAAUUGAUUUCAGCAAUCAUAGUGCUAAAGUGAUACAUAAGGAAUGAUUAUCUACUAACAAUUACAAUUGUAUCAAGAGAAAACAAAAUUAGUAAAAAGACAAAAGAGAACAUGGACAAGUCUGAAAUUAACAAAAUGUCCCUCCCUAAUCCCUACACGUGCCUCCCCAUCUCUUGUUCUCAGUCCCUCAAUAUCUCAAAGCCUCAUACCUACUUGCUCUGGGGUUUCUUUCCAUUCGUCUCAGUUUCAGCUGCUGCAACAACUUUCUGUGACCCAAAAAGUUGCAAAGUUGAAAGCAUUCGAGCUAGGAAUGGAGGCUCUUGGUACCGUGGAUGACCUCUUGGAUUUCUCAUCCGACGUAGGUGAGGAUAAUGAUGUUGUUGUUGACAGACGCAGGAAAGGAUUUCCUUGUAACCCAGAAUGCAAACAACCUUCAUUCACUCCGUUGGCCAUGGAUGAUCCUAACUAUUCAUUCUCUGAGUUCGCCGAGGAAGAGCUUGAAUGGUUGUCCAAUAAAGACGCAUUUCCUGCUGUCGAAACAUUUGUCGACAUACCAUCUGUUCGGCCUAACAUGUCAAAGCACCAAGGGACAGCCUCAGUGCUUGAAUAUAGAAGGAGCAUCCCCAAUAAUAACUGCACUAACAACAUUACACUCUUAAACGGCUUUGAUCACCUGAAGGUCCCUGUCCGAGCAAGGAGCAAGUGCCGUAGUAGGCCUCGCCUGGCUAUUGCUGACGUCUCAAGUCAUCAGUCCUGGUGGAGACUAUCUAGUAGAGAAAUUUCCGGAGCAGAAGUGAUAAAAAUCCCAACCAUUGGGAGGAAAUGUCAGCACUGUGGAUCUGAAGAAACUCCACAGUGGCGAUCCGGUCCGCUUGGGCCAAAAACACUUUGUAAUGCCUGUGGGGUUAGGUUCAAGUCUGGUCGGCUCGUCCCGGAGUACCGUCCUGCAACCAGCCCAACUUUUCGUCACGAGUUGCAUUCUAAUUCCCAUAGGAAGAUUAUCGAGAUGAGGAAGCAGAAGCAAAUGGGAAUGGUUUGAAGGCAAUGGAUCACAAAAGGCGAUUUGAUAGUGUGCAGUGCUUGUAACAAUCAGCAGCUCAGUAGUUUUGUUUCGAUUUAUUCUAAUUAUUUGUUUCUUUUUCUGGGUCCAUUUUUUCUGUGGGGUUGGUUAGAUCAAAAUCAAAUUUCUUGAGGAAAAAUCAAACUAGGGGGGAGGUCGUAAAAUUAUGUAUCCCAUUGUUACGCUGUAAACAAGAAGCCAGCUUAGGAUUAUUAUUCUUUUAUUUUGCUGCUUUUAGGCAUGUAUUCUGUACUUUAUUUGGGAGAAGCUCUUAUACUU
Messenger RNA from Arachis stenosperma, 1451 nucleotides. Its product is annotated as GATA transcription factor 1. The transcript has 3 exons. Gene Ontology annotation, molecular function: zinc ion binding; sequence-specific DNA binding. Gene Ontology annotation, biological process: regulation of DNA-templated transcription. NCBI's taxonomy places the organism in Eukaryota, Viridiplantae, Streptophyta, Magnoliopsida, Fabales, Fabaceae. The record is from RefSeq and is a predicted model, not a curated record. The coding region runs from base 423 to 1151 and encodes 242 amino acids.